Molecule: messenger RNA, 471 nt
Organism: Pararge aegeria (speckled wood butterfly)
Lineage: Eukaryota; Metazoa; Arthropoda; Insecta; Lepidoptera; Nymphalidae
Exons: 3
Coding region: 1-471 (156 amino acids)
Source: RefSeq, a predicted model, not a curated record
AUGAGCUGCCCCCCGCCAAGUCCGGAGGUCUGCCCGCAAGUAUGCCCACCUACGCCUCCGCUGCCUUUCUGUUACGUGAAGCCCGUCAUGAGGUGUCUUCAUCAAAAGCAAACUGUUAAAAUAAUAUGGGGAGCGAUGCUCCUAUGCGCUUUAGGCGGUUCCUGCGUCUAUUUCUUCAUAGGAGUACCGAGACGAGCUAAAUACAAGGAUUAUUAUGCGAGAGGAGAAUUUGAAGACUGGGAGGAUGAAAUGGCUAGAAAAGGCUUAUUUCAAUCGGUGCCCAAGGAAUCUUUAAAAGACAAUCAGCCUCAGAAAAAAAAUGUGUGGUGGUGUGAUGUUGUGAACAAAAUGGACAUAUUGGACGAUGACAUUUGGUCGGCCGGCGGCGAACGUGCCCCGUCCGGCACCACAUUCGCUAUAUCGUGCAGUCGCGAUGAAAACACUGAAAUACGUAAUAAAAAAGUUGUGUAA